This is a messenger RNA of Phytophthora sojae, 4537 nucleotides long. RefSeq lists its product as hypothetical. NCBI's taxonomy places the organism in Eukaryota, Oomycota, Peronosporomycetes, Peronosporales, Peronosporaceae. Bases 1559 to 2500 code for a protein of 313 amino acids. Gene Ontology annotation, cellular component: cytosol. Gene Ontology annotation, molecular function: uroporphyrinogen decarboxylase activity. Gene Ontology annotation, biological process: heme biosynthetic process. The transcript has 4 exons. The record is from RefSeq and is a predicted model, not a curated record.
CUGACCAAGCGCAACACCGGACAGCCUCGAAACACUGGAUAGCAUGGCUGGAACCCUGGUGGAGCUGCAGCCCGCGCACGGCUUCGUGCCACUGCUCGUGGUGCUGCUGCUGUUUGUGAACUUCUGGGCCGGGAUAAAGGUGGGCAAGGCUCGCAAGCUCUACGGGAUCGAGUACCCGCAGAUGUACGCGGAGCAGAGCAACAAGAACGCCAAGGCCUUCAACUGCGUGCAGCGCGGCCACCAGAACAUCAUGGAGAACAUCCCGCUCUUCCUCGCCCUUCUGCUCACGUCUGCGGUCUACCGUCCCCAGAUUGCCGUGAUCGCCGGAUUGGUGCGCAUUCUUGGCUUCAUUGCCUACAUGCGCGGCUACUCGUCGGGCGACCCGAAGAAGAGAAUGCAGGGCGGCUUCGGUUACCUAGGACUCCUUGUGAGCCUUGGCCUGACUGUCGAGGCGAGCCUGCGCCUUCUGGGAGUUCUGUAAGCGAAUGUGCAAGUCUUCAGUUUUCGCGGCUCUAUUGCGUUUAAGCGAGUGAUGAGAAAGCUGCGACGCGGACCACGAGUGGGCAGAAAUACGAACAACCGGAGUUAAAUCCUCGGGUCGCGGUGUUCAAAGAAGUAGUUAGCCGUCUAAAACUCAACAACCUUGGACUUGUGGAGAGAAGUUUUGGGCAGAAUCGCCGUUGUAACCUCUACUGCAUUAAGGCCAGCAUACCUUGUCGAUACUGCACUUCGUUUUCUUUCAAGUGCUCACGUAGCCGCACCGCACUGAAGCUACACAUACUUACUCGGAGUAAGUUGCUCACCGCCAAGCGAAGUCGGCGGGCGUUCAGUUAUGAGCUGCAGUCCUUGUGUAGCUUGCAUAAGUACCUAUAAUGUGUGCACACAGCAAGCCUACAGUGAACACGCUCGUCAAAUACGCUCGUCAAUGUGGGCAGCACCACCGGCGCGAAGUUGAGGUGGCCAUUGCGUAAUAUCAGCUCGCUGAUUCGCUGAAAAGCGCGGGUCCCCUCCAGCCAAUGGCGUCCCUUCGCUAUUUCAUCGCUCGGACUGCGCCCCAGCUUCCACAUCCUACGGAUAACCGCACGCUCGCAGCCGGAGGCAACGCACUCGCCGAUCCGCGCCUUUAGCGCCCGCACCACCGCAACCUUCCUACACUUAACUGACUCAUGGGCAGCGAAGUGGCCACGACGUCCCUGGCCGUGGCGCUCUCCGCCGCGGCGGCCGCCGCCUACAUCGUGCAGCGCCAGCAGAAGAAGAGCAACAAGAGCACCACCAACAAGGCGCUGCCCUUCCCCAUGACGCGCACGCCGCUCGAGCGCGUGCCGCUGGACCAGCUGCCCAAGCUCAAGAACGACUUGCUGCUGCGCGCGCUGCGCGGCGACCGCACGGAGCGCGUGCCCGUGUGGUGCAUGCGUCAGGCCGGACGGUGCGUUGAGUUAGCUGCGUUUUGAGCCCUCUUCGAGGUUGAACGGAGCAGCAGACUCAAAAGUUAUGCCUUGUUUUACGUGUUGUAUUAUGACACGACAGCCACCUGCCCGAGUUCCGCGAGCUGCGCGACAUGGGCUACGACUUCUUCACCAUGUGCGGCGUGCCCGAGCUGGCGGUGGAAGUGAGUCUGCAGCCGCUGCGCCGCUACCACAUGGACGCGGUCAUCAUCUUCUCGGACAUUCUCGUGAUCCCGCAGGCCAUGGGCAUGGAGGUCAAGAUGGUGCCCAAGGUGGGGCCCGUGCUGCCCGACCCGAUCCGCACGCCCGAGGACAUCGACAAGCUCGACCUGAACCCCAACAUCGAGGAGACGCUGGGCUACAUGCUGGACGCGCUCAACCUGGCGCGCCAGAAGAUCAACGGUGAGGUGCCGCUCAUCGGCUUCGUGGGCGCCCCGCUCACGCUCAUGUGCUACAUGAUCGAGGGCAGCGGCAGCCGCACCAAGGCGCUGCUCAAGACGUUCCUGUACCAGCACCCGAAGGCGGCCCACAAGCUGCUGCAGGGCAUCACCGACGUGUGCGUCAACUUCCUGCUGGCUCAGCAGCGCGCGGGUGCUCAGGCUCUGCAGGUCUUUGAGAGUGUGGGCGCUGAGGUGCUGACCCAGGACCACUUCUACGAGUUCGUCUUCCCCUACCUGGUCCAGAUCGCGGACCGCGUCAAGGCGGAGGCGCCGGACACGCCCAUGGUGUGCUUCUGCAAGGGCACGCAGUACGCGUACGAGAAGCUCGUGGCUACCAAGUACGACUGCAUUGGUCUGGACUGGCAGUCCGACCCCGUCGAGGUGCGCCAGCUUGCGCGCGGCCGUGUCUCGCUGCAGGGCAACAUGGACUCGAGUGUCAUCUACGCGUCCACGGACAUUAUCUAUGACGAGGUCAAGAAGAUGCUCAAGCGCUUCGGCACGCAGAAGUACGUGGCCAACCUGGGCCACGGCUGCUUCCCGGACAUGGAGCCCGCGCACGUGGACGCCUUCAUCAAGGCCGUGCAGCAGAUCUCGCUCGAGAUGAACUCGCGUUAGACGACGUCCCAUGGCGUUGCCAGGUUGGAGUUGUAUUGAAAUAGAAGACAGAGGUGCAUUCCUCUUGGGAUAAAUAGUCAACUAGCUGCUGCAAGCAUCGUCGGCGAGAUAUUGAGCGCAUCCGCGAAAAUCUAACGUGUACAUCGUCAAAUACGGCGUUAGUGGUAUACAGUAGUUGAAGUUGUCCAGCACUACACGCACCGUGAACAUCUUGCCGAUGUUGUCCAUCCUUCGCCUUUGCUCCUUCUCCAUCACCGCGUUCUUGGCUCGAAGCUGCUCAAGCGCUGCUCUUUGGUUGUUCGCGUGCACCUCUGCGAUCUCCACUUUCUUCACUAACAAAGCGAGUUGCGAUGCGACGCUCUGCGCCUGCUCUUCCAGUCCUGAGCGUACCUGCAUUUGUUGCUUCUGAACGGUACUGAGAGCUUGCUCCAUGAGUUCCAGGUCGUCUGCACGUUGUUGCGCCUGAGCGCGAGCUUCUGACGCUUGUCGUUGAGCUGCCGAGUCGAAAUCCUGCAGUCGGUCCAGCAUGUCGUCGACGUGCUUCUGCCAGUUUCCACGCAAACUGUUGGCCUCUUCGCAGAUCUCCGAGAUACGACUCCCAGUGUCGCUCUUGAUCUCGUGCAGCUUGUCCUUCACGUCCAUGACGUCGCGCUGCAGUUGCUGCAUCCACUCGACGUUGUGGCUGUGUGAGGCCUUGAGAAUCUCAUUAUCUUUGGCCCAGUCUCGCUCCUUGAGACCCCAUAUCUCCAUCGUCCGCUUCAGUUGCAUCACCUCUGUAUGCGUCGCCUUGUGCAUCUCCCCUUGGCGCACCACGUCUGCGUCCAAGUCACCAAGCUUUCGGGCCGUCUCCUUGCGAAGUCCGUCCACCUCGGUCAUCACCACGUCUGAAAGCGUAUCGAAAGCACUACGCAACGCGCGGAUUUGUGAAGUCAGAAACUCGAACGUGGCCUGCGACUCCACCUCCAGCACUAGCUGAUCAGCCGCCUCGCGCUGCAGCUCCUUCACAGCACGUUGCAGCUGGUGCAUGUCUGACAGCGGCUUCUUUGUCUUGGCCAGGCGCGAAGCUGUCGUUUGUUUCAGCGAGAUAGACAUUCCCUACGGUUCUUGGCUGUAGUAUUUCAAAGUGACGAGGAGUUUUCAAAAGCUCGGCAGUUAGUGAAUGAACGGUCGAAUCGAAAUCGAGAAGACCUGAAUUGGGGUAACGACGAAGAGGCGGCAGGCAACAUCAGAAGAGCAAGCAAUAUACAAAACAUACCGGGGCUGGCCUUAUACUGUUUGCAGCCAGGGCCGUCGUCACGCUGUAUAUCGGAUUUCAUUUCUUCGUCCAGGAGCUGAAAAUGCACAUUCGACCGAACUGCUUUCCUGCGCUUGAUGACAGCUUUCGCGCCUCCUUUUCCUGUUUCUGGUAUUAUAUGCUGCAGUGUCUUACGUGUAGCGCAGUCCAUAGUCGUCCUCUCCAUCGAGUAGUGACAUCGCCUCCUUGUCUUCUGCCGACAAGGUCGUCGCUUCUACCUCCGGAUCAGGGUCCCACUGAUAAAGCACCUUGCCCGCGAAGAUGAUCAGGAACGCGAAUACGUCCACGAACACUGAUGGCGGGAUCCAGUUCCGCAGACCGUCAUGGAGGUUAAUGAGGCCAAAAUUGUCGGGGUCCACUUGAUACCAAGCCAGCACCACAAAUGAAGUCAAAAAGCCCACGAGCGUGCACCCAUACAUUGUGGAAACGCUGGUGAGCCGGAUGAGCUGGAGUAGCAGCACAUUCACGACGAUAUUGCUGAGAACGUAUAGAAGGAGGAUAGGAAGACCCAGCUGCAAACAAACAAAUACCAAAAAGAUAUGAGAACAUUGGGCUGGGUGCCAUGAUCACGAAACUAACACUUACGUAGCAGUGAUCUGUAGACACCUCGCUUUCUCCUUGAAUAAGGCACAUCAAGCCGCUUGUCUUUUGGUCGAGGUGAAGGAACUAAUAACAUCAAGUAAAUGAGGUUCAGGGCGCGAACGAAAUAACGACCUUUAGAGAAUGCUUCGUACCUCCGCGUC